This is a messenger RNA of Dujonia railenensis, 1590 nucleotides long. NCBI's taxonomy places the organism in Eukaryota, Fungi, Ascomycota, Pichiomycetes, Serinales, Debaryomycetaceae. The record is from the annotation of a GenBank genome assembly.
AUGGAGUCUGUAGUUACUAAAAAGGAUUCAGAACCUAGCUCUGUUUCUAGUGUAACUGAAAAGAAUAAAAUCAACGAUGUGUCUGACUCUUUUUCCAGGAGAGGCGAGAAAGUAAAGGGAACAGUAGGUACCACGCAGUCGUCCUCAGCGUUCAGCGACGAUACAAAACAGAUUCCUGCAUGGCUAAGGAAGAAGAACGAAGCUCCAGCUGAUAAGUACGACAAGUACGGAACAAGAGAACGCAAUAAACCUGAAGAAACCAUUGACUCUUCCACGAUCGCAUCAUCUGCUGGAACUGGUUCUGGUUUUAGUGAUGAUAGGUACUCAAAGUAUAUUUCCAGAGACCAAAGCUCUAAUGGAAAUCCAAGGAUCAAAAGGACCGAAGAAAGCAGAGUGAAAAGAAGAAGAGGUAGCGACUCUGAUAAUGAGCUGCUGCUGCUUUAUGUAAGUCGUAGAAGAGAAUAUGGGGCUCCCACCGUAGAAGAAGAGACUACAGUGAUUGCAUCUUACGCUAAACCCGUGACAUCCAAUAUUCCAUCAACAAACCAGUAUAAGCAAUUCCGUAGUCAUAUAGAAAACAGGCAUGAAAAGGACAUAAAUAGUAUUGUGAGAAGCCAUUAUAACCAAAAGACUUACCACUCUAGAAGUGUCGGAUCAAGAGCAAAGUCUCCAAUAUAUAAGUUGAGAAACUUCAACAAUACCAUAAAGUAUAUAUUAUUAGGAAAUUUUGUUAAAAAGAAUCCCGACUCAACCAAGCCAACUACGAUUUUGGACUUGUGCUGUGGUAAGGGUGGGGACUUGAACAAAGUUGCAUUUGUGGGUGCAAAUCAAUUAAUUGGGAUUGAUAUUUCCGAUGCUAGUAUAACGGAAGCCUUCAAAAGAUAUAGCGAAAACAAAGCCAGAUUCAUUCCAAAUCAUAAUUCAAGAGGUGCUAGAGAUUCAAGAAAGUAUGAUUUCGAAGCAUGCUUCGCUACUGGUGAUUGUUUCACUGCAAGUAUACCUGACAUUUUGGAGCCUAACUUUCCAGGAAUCAUUAAUAAUUUGUUUCCUGUAGAUUGUGUCUCAGUGCAGUUUGCAUUACAUUAUGCCUUUGAAACGGAGGAAAAGGUGAAGACUUUAUUAAAUAAUGUUUCAAAGUCUUUAAGACCUGGUGGAGUUUUCAUUGGAACAAUUCCUCUGUCAGAUUUCAUUAAAGAGAAGAUUGUAAAGAAGGAGUAUAAGGAUUCUAAAUUUGGUAACGAUCUAUACUCGGUCACUUUCCACAAAGAACCUCCUGUCGACGGGGUGUUCCGUCCUCCAUUUGGAAAUGGAUAUAACUUCAGUCUCACAGAUGCAAUUGAUGAUGUACCUGAGUAUGUCGUUCCAUUUGAAGUAUUAAGGCUGAUGUGUGAAGACUAUGGACUUAUUUUGAAAUAUAAGAAGAACUUCGUUGAUUUGUUUAAUCAGGAAAUUCCAAAGUAUUUUGGUAGGUUAAAUAAAAAUUUGAUAGAGGGAAUGAAGAGAUCAGAUGGAAAAUAUGGAGCAGAAGGAUCUGAGAAAGAAGCUGUCGCUUUCUAUUUGGGAUUUGUGUUCGAAAAGGUUGGUGCUUAG